UGUAGCAUGUAUGAAAAUGAAAAUUUGACACUAAUUUAUUGUAUCAGCAUUUGUUAAAUAUUUAUUUGGGGGAAUAAUCUCCCAUUAUUUUCAAUUAUUUAUGUUUCUUUUGUUGAAAGUGUUUGAUGAAAAGUUAUUUUAUGAUAUGCAACGGGUAGUUUAUUGACUUAUGCAAUCUUCAUGCUUAUGAAAGACUUCUUUCUACUUCUUCGGAAAAUUUUCAAUGCAUUUUUGACAUGGUUUCUGAUUUAUACCACUGAUCACGGAAAUGUUCAAGAAUAAUCUAAAUGAAGUAAUCAAUAAUCGUCUCACAGCUGGGGCUAAGACAGAAUGCUUGUGAUUUAAAUGGUCUGAAACUGCUUGUGCCACUAGCUUACAAUGAUAUCACGGUUUCAUUACAAUUUUUUAAUAGGUUUAAAGCCCUUGAAAACUUUUGUUUGUGGACUAUGCAGUGCUAAUCAAACUGUUGUUACAAAUAUUUUGAUAAAAAGAUGUUUUUCAAGAGUGAACAUUCCACCAUCAUUUUUCAAGGAGGGUGGAUAUGGGAGUAAGUACCAUCCUGCUCCAAUGAAUGAAAGAGUAGAGGAGAGAUUAAAAAACAUGUUGUUGCAUAAGGAAAUUUUAAAUGAUGCUGAAUGGUCUGAUAUUAAGAAUGAUAUUAUGACUUGUUAUGAAAUGAUUUCUGAAUGCAAUUUUAGUACUUUAGUGAUGUCAUCUUUGCUACACUUGAAUAAAAUCGAUUUAGCUCAUAAUUUUAUACAGUAUUUAAAUAGAGCUCAUGUGAGCAUCAAUUUUUUAACUUAUAUGAAAUAUAUGUCUUUGUGUAGCAAAAAUGUAGAAUCGUGUGGUGAAGAACUUAUUCUCGAAACAUUCAAGAAGGUCAAGGCUCAAGUGGAUGCUGCUCCAGUAUUGGAUUUCAAAAGGACAGAGUAUGUGGUCCAGGCUCUUUGUGCUACGAAGUAUUGGCGGGACUCAUUUGAGUAUUUGAAAAAAUUGCCUCAAAAACCUACUAUGGAUACUUAUAAUGCACUUGCAUGUGCAGCAGUCAAAAAUAAUGAUGAAAAUCUUGCAUGGGAAAUAAUAACAAAAUGGAUAAAGCCUGAUAUGCACCCUAGCAGCGAAGUGUUCAAGCAGUUUAUGCUACAUGCAUUGCAGAUACAGAAAAAUGAUUUUAGGAGGGCAGAUGUUUUUGUUUUAAAAAUAUUCAAUUACAUUCAAAGUAGAGGAACAGUUAUUGAUGAAGAUGUUGCAAAUGUUAUUGCAUCCUACUUUAAAAGGCACUCAACAAAAUGGAAUGUUUCUGUUGCCAAGAUUGAAAAGAAUGGAGACUGUAGUAAGUGCAAAAAAGCUUUAACGCUAUUGGGUCUUACUGAUGAAGAAUUCACCCGGUUGAGAUUGGCUUUUUUAGAAAGAUCUGUGAGAAAAGGUGAUUUGUUCAUUAACACAACUGAAAAAGAAUUUAAUAACUUCAUAAGAUUUAUUGAAGGGAGAAAACCAUUUGAUGUAAUUGUUGAUGGACUUAAUGCAGCUUAUAUGUCUUCGGAAAAAAAAAACCAUUACAGUUUAGCAUCUCAGCUUUUGAAAGUAGUGAAAAAACUUGCUGAAGAUAACAGGAAAAUUUUAAUUUUGGGCCGAUAUCAAAUGAAUAGAUGGCCCAAAUCAAUAUUGCGAGAAAUUAUGCUAUAUGCUCGUGUUUUCCUUACUCAGAACAUAUCUCAGGAUGAUCCCUUUGUUGUGUAUGCUGCCCUAUCUAGUGGGCCGAAGACGCGUUUUGUUUCUUCAGACUUGAUGAGGGAUCACAUUUCUCGCUUGGACGAUCCACUUUUGAUAAAUUUAUUUAAAAAUUGGCAACAGUCACAUCAAAUUUUCCUUUUGCCAGAUGAUAAUGGAGUUAUAAAAUUUAUUGAGCCAUUGAAGCAUAGCAUUACUCUACAAGGAGCUAUGGAUCAUGGCUGGCAUAUCCCUUUUGAUGAUAAAAUAAUCUUGGAUCCUUACGAGCAUUUGAAUAAUUGGUUAUGUAUUCAGAGAUGAAAACUGUAGAAUAUAGUACAAAAUAAAUUUUGCUCUGUACAUCAGUGUAUCUAAAAAAUACAUUAAUUUUUAAAAAUAUGUGGAAAUAAAUCAA
Uloborus diversus is the source of this 2125-nucleotide messenger RNA. It is a transcript of the gene mldr, whose product is annotated as mitochondrial ribonuclease P catalytic subunit-like. The record is from RefSeq and is a predicted model, not a curated record. The transcript has 7 exons. Gene Ontology annotation, biological process: tRNA 5'-leader removal; mitochondrial tRNA 5'-end processing. Gene Ontology annotation, molecular function: protein binding; ribonuclease P activity. Bases 379 to 2031 code for a protein of 550 amino acids. NCBI's taxonomy places the organism in Eukaryota, Metazoa, Arthropoda, Arachnida, Araneae, Uloboridae. Gene Ontology annotation, cellular component: mitochondrial ribonuclease P complex; mitochondrion.